CCAUGACAACUUACUCAAGACUUAUCCAAAAUAACUAAACUACUCUUUCUUUCUUAUACUCAAACUUCUCCUAAAUGGACAAGAUAUUUUCCGCUCUUUACCAGUUUAACCUUUUCUAACCAUAAAAGUGGAUCAUUCGUUUUGUAAUAAACCGAAGAUGCUGGAAAUCACCACGAAGAUGCCCAAGAUUCUUCUUUCUCCAACAGCAGGCGGUGAAUCGGAAUCCCCUCGGUGUCAUGCAUCGCCGGUUUUACUUGAGGAACUGAUCUCGAAUAUCCUCCACAGGGUUCCGGUGAGAUCCCUUCUGCAAUUCAAGUGUGUCUGCAAGUCAUGGAAUUCCCUCAUCUCCGAUCCCCUAUUCGCGAAGGACCACCUUUGCGCUUCCACCGCCGAUCCCAACAUGACCCACCAACGGUUACUCUCUUUCACCGUUUGUGACCCCAAAAUCGUAUCAUUUCCUAUGCACUUGCUCCUCCAAAACCCACCCACUCCUGCUAAGCCCCUGUGUUCCAGCAGCUUGAAUGACUCGUACCUCAUUCUGGGUUCCUGCAAUGGCUUACUGUGUCUGUAUCAUAUUCCUCGGUGUUACGUAGCGUUGUGGAACCCUUCAAUCAGAUUCACAUCAAAAAGAUUGCCCACCGGCUUAUCACCUGGCGAGGGUUUUAGUACUUUCCAUGGUUUUGGCUAUGAUGCAGUAAAUGAUAAGUACAAGUUGCUAUUAGCCAUGAGAGUUCUCGGUGAGACAGUGACCAAAAUAUAUACAUUUGGUGCGGAUUCUUCCUGUAAGGUGAUUCAGAAUUUGCCAUUGGAUCCGCACCCGACCGAGCGGCUAGGGAAGUUUGUUAGUGGCACUCUUAAUUGGAUAGCGCCUAAGAUGGGUGUAAGUGAUGAGAAAUGGGUGAUUUGUUCAUUUGAUUUUGCGACGGAGACUAGUGGUCAAGUGGUGCUGCCUUAUGGAGACAGGGACAAUGUUUGCAAGCCUGUGAUAAAUGCGGUUCGUAACUGUCUUUGUGUUUGUUUCUUUGACUCUAGGAAAGCUCAUUGGGCUGUGUGGCUGAUGAAAGAGUAUGGGGUUCAAGAUUCGUGGACUAAAUUGAUGGUCAUUCCUCGUUUUGUUCAAGAAGAUAGUUGGCCCUGGAAAUUGAUCCCUCAUGAUGAGCUCUGCACUUGUAGAGGGUUUCCAGCACUUGAACCCUUGUGCAUUUCAGGAAAUGAAUAAAGGCCUCAGCAAUUCUAGAGGUGAAUGUGCUAUUUGGCUGGUCAUCUGGAGUGCAGUAAUUUUCUGUGUGUGGAAAUUGCGAAAUGAUGCUAUUUUCCGACAAGAAUCAGUGGACAAAAAGAAAUUAGUGGAGGACAUUAAAUUUGUCAGUUGGUCAUGGCUAAACUCUCUGCACUCUGACUUCAAUGCCUCCUUUGUGCAGUGGUCUUUUAAAACUGCAUUUUGCUUGCAGGUUUUUUUUGUGAGAGACACUAACUGUAAGGCUCGAUCUAUAUCAGUAGGUUCUUUGCACUUUCAGGUUUUGGUAUUGGGGAUCCUUGGGAAUAAAGUGAAUGGAUUCAUAGGUGCUAGGUGUUGGUAUGUGAAGCUUACAUUCAUGCACAUGGAAUCUAGAGAGGUUUGCAUUUUGAGGUGCCUUAUAUCAUGCGUUCAGUUUUGAUAUUCCCUGUUGUGUGUGAGUAGAAUGUCAUUUAAAAAGCUGUAUCAUGUGAGUUGGUACAUGCAGGGUCCCUUCUAUAGGUUAUUUACACAUUAUGGCUACUUUGGGCUUUAAUUUGUUACGAACCUUUUAGUUGGCUUCUCUGGACCUGUGUAUGUAUCAACACUUUGUAAGAUGGAUCCUAUUUGUUUGUUCGGUACCUCUGGAGGUACUGUUAUGAUGUAUUAUCCCUUUUUUGCUGAGCAAAAAGAAAACCUGGAAAAGGGUAAAAGGAAGGUGAGGUAGGAUGUGCAAGAUGAAACACUGUUGCAUAGGUUGCCCUUUUUGGCGUUGUAUUCAUUGUCACAGUCUAGAUGUUUGUUGUUUGUACUCUUGUUGGGAAUUGGAUUUUGGAAUGAAGUGAGGAGGAGGAGUAACAGUGUUACGGUGGUGGCGGCUCACAGGAUAGGCUAUGCAUCAUCUAAAGUAGCUUUUUCCUGGAGAUUUCUCUUGGACAGGAUUCAGACAAAAAAGAAUCUUAGGAAGAGGAAAAUGGGGAAGGUUGAUGGAUUAAACUGUCUGUUUUGCCAACAAGCUGAGGAAUUUGCUGAACAUCUGAUGUUCUCUUGCAAGUUUUCAUACCAGGUUUGGAAGGAAUGUUACUCAUGGAUAGGAGUAAAAGUGGUGCUACCUAAAGAUCCUAAAAGUCAUUUCUGGCAUCAUAGUGGUUUUAUUGCAAGGAAGAAAGCUUGGUGGGUAGUGUGGUUAGCAGUAAUUUGGUCUACAUGGCUACUUCUAAUAUUAUUUUCAAAUAAGAGGAGGGAAAUCUUCAACAGGUGAUGGAUUUAAUCAAACUCCGAUCAUGGUCAUGGAAUAAGACAAAGAUGGAUGCAUUUUAUUGUUCUUACUAUGAAUGGUCUUUUGAACCAAUGUUCUGCUUAAAAAAUGUGCAAUAAUGAGAUAUGCAGGGAUGUGUGUUUCCUCCCGGGCACAGACUCAUGUCAUAUGAAGGCUCUAUAUGGAUGCAGAUACAAUUUUGGUUUCAUAUCACGACACAAAGCAGAUAUUGGUAAUUCUGAUAUUUGACAGCAGGGCCAGUAUUGAUGAACAGGAAUAGCUCCAUAGAAUUGAACCAUAUAUGCUGUAACUGGUUGGUAAUAUCAGAAUAAAAGCUCAAGUGAUUCAGCAGCUUAUUCUCUAGGAGGUAUUAUCUAUUUGGUGAGUGGAUUAACUCAGGCAGUGUCAAUUGAAGGGAGCAGCAGAUGAGAAGACUAUUAGAGGAAUGAAUUGUAGUUAGAGGAACCGGGAUGCUAAUGUUAUGUAAUUAGUAUAGGACUUGAUGUUAUAAUCCUGUAGAAUAGUGUUAUGAUUGCAGGAAUGAACUUUUUUGUAAUAGGGAUGGGUACCCCAUGUACCCCAGUUAAGAUACUUUGACUUUUUGGCUUAUAGAAAAACAAAAACCUAGAGGGAUGCACCUUACAAGAACCCACCAGCAAAGGACUACUUACACUCAAAUUAAAGGAAAAGAGGAGAAAAAGUAUAUUCUUAACCAAGGCCCGAUUCCUGGUGGUUUCAAGGUUUUUAGUUUUGAAAACAAAAUGUGCUCAGACAAAAUGGGGUUGAAUUGGCUUUUUACUUAAUUUUAAAAUAGUUUUCAUCUGAAAAAUAAAAAUAGGUUUUUUGAUUCCUA
Molecule: messenger RNA, 3327 nt
Organism: Glycine soja
Lineage: Eukaryota; Viridiplantae; Streptophyta; Magnoliopsida; Fabales; Fabaceae
Product: F-box/kelch-repeat protein At3g23880-like
Exons: 2
Coding region: 158-1219 (353 amino acids)
Molecular function (GO): protein binding
Source: RefSeq, a predicted model, not a curated record